Penicillium brasilianum is the source of this 1050-nucleotide messenger RNA. NCBI's taxonomy places the organism in Eukaryota, Fungi, Ascomycota, Eurotiomycetes, Eurotiales, Aspergillaceae. The record is from the annotation of a GenBank genome assembly.
AUGGCACACAAUUCAGGAAAUGACCUCUCCGGCGCGCCGCCCAGCUAUGAUGAUUCUCAGCAAGCUGCAUCAUCAGCAGCAGUAGUAGGAACCCAAGGCAACUCCCAUGGCUUCGACAAACAGCAAUAUCAUACUAGCACCCAGCAAAACCCGGGGCAGCAGUCACAGUUCCCACCGGGUGAUCCUCCACCUUAUCACAACUGGCAAGAAGCAGUGCCAGAUACGUCAGUCUUCCCACCACCACCCAUUUCAGGCAACUACAGCUCCGGCACGGGCAACGCCUCUGCCGACGAUGCCCAGCGCGCCCAUGACUUUUGUGACUCGACCGCUCUCUGGCAGCCCGUAGUACCCUCUACCGCGGUAUACUCGUCCGUGGCCACCCACGACCUGCGCCCCGUUCGGCAACGCGAGUUUAUCGGUGAACUCACUCCUACUGCACCGGGUCGCUGGUUCGGCCGCACCGUCGACCGAAACGGAGACUGCUGCGUACUGACCCAUCUCCCUCUGUACUUUGCCGCCCAGGAUUCCCCCUUUAUCACGGAGAAGCGCAAGUCAAUCUAUUUCGAGGUCAAGCUGCUCACCCUCCGUGCAGGUCCCGAGGGCGACGCGAGUGGAUUGUCCCUGGGCUUUGCCGCACAACCAUACCCGUCAUGGCGCUCGCCAGGUUGGGAGCGCGGUAGUCUCGGGGUAUUUUCAGACGACGGCUGUCGCUUUGUGAAUGACUCGUGGGGUGGGCGGGACUUUACCGCGCCAUUCAAGAUUGGCGAAACUCUGGGAAUUGGGAUGAAGUUUGCGCUGCCCGAGGAUCCGCUCGCCAUGGCAGAUGCAAUGUUUGGUGCCAAGCGGACGUGCAAGGUCGAGGUGUUUUUCACUCGUGAUGGACAACCAGCGGGUGGGUGGGACCUGCAUGAGGAGGUGGACGAGGAGGCCGGAAGCGUGGAAGGGUUGGAGGGAGACUUUGACCUGUAUGGGGCUGUGGGAUUAUUUGGGGGUGUGGACUUUGAGGCUUGCUUUGAUCCGGCUGGGUGGCGAUGGCAGGGUACUGAGUAG